Molecule: messenger RNA, 270 nt
Organism: Triticum turgidum subsp. durum (durum wheat)
Lineage: Eukaryota; Viridiplantae; Streptophyta; Magnoliopsida; Poales; Poaceae
Source: the annotation of a GenBank genome assembly
AUGGCAAUCGCCAAGAGCAAUACAACCCGGUCAAUGAUCGUGUGCCGGAUGGUUGUUGCGUUGGUGGGGCUUGCUAUGAUGUUUACCUUGCCAUCUUGUCAUGCAAGCACUGAAUCUGCUGGUCAUCCGACGUUGUGCGAGAGUCUAGAUCCAUGUGUUAACGAUUACACCGGAUGCAAAGGUAUAUGCGUUGGCAUGGGCAUGAAACACUUCACUUCCUUUUGCAAGGAGUCAAAUCCUGCUCCGCUGUGUUGCUGCAUAGAGAUAUAA